AUGGACACGGUUCACUUUGUGACCUUCCUCCUGCUCUUGCCCUUUCUUGAGCGUGCGUUAUUGGACAACAGUUCAGUGUAUGUGGGAUCAGUGUUUAUGGAGGAGGCUCUUCACAGGGCCAUUGAGCUGACGGAUGCUGCCUAUGCUCACACCAGCCAAAGGAUGACAAAGUCUCUGUCUGACGGUGCUCUGAGACCGACGGAUCUGUUGGCUCAGUUCAAAAAGACAGAGACCAGAACUAAGACUCACAUUCGGGCUGCAGAGCUGCUGGACAACACAGUGGAGCUGAUAAGGGAAAUGGUCUACACUCACACUAUGAAUCAGCCCGGCAAUCACGGUAUUCAACAUCUGCUGAGUGAAGCAGAAGUCAAGACUGUACUGCAGGCCACCGGCUGCUUGGCUUUGUUGCACACACCCCACUGUCCCACUGGAUGUCUGUCUGAGCGCUACAGGUCCUUUAGUGGACAUUGCAACAACAGACAACAUCCCAGAUGGGGUUCUGCAAACAUUCCAUAUUCUCGCUGGCUGCCUCCAGAGUAUGAAGACAUGUGGGGGACACCCAGAGGCUGGGACCCAGACCAUACAUACCACAACUUUAGCCUGCCUCAUGUUCGCCUGGUGUCUCAGGAGGUUCUCUUCACGCACAAUGACAAUAUCUCACUAGACUCUACUCUGUCCCACCUGCUGGUCGAGUGGGGCCAGUGGAUAGACCAUGACUUGGUGCUGACCCCCCAAAGCACCAGCACAACAGCCUUCCGAACCGGAGUAGACUGCACCCGCACUUGCAGCCGAGAAACACCCUGUUUCCCCAUUCAGAUUCCACAGUCCGAUCCCCGACAUGGCACGCAGAGUUGCAUGCCUUUCUUCCGCUCUGCUCCAAGCUGCGUGGAUAGUAUUCUCCUCCAUCAGCGACGUGAGCAGCUUAACGCUAUCACCUCCUUUGUGGAUGCCAGUAUGGUGUACGGCAGCUCCGACAGCCAGGCGGCGGCGCUGCGUGACCACUCGUCACUUCUUGGCUCAAUGGCGUGUAACUCACAGCAUUCAGACGGGGAGCUGGCCUACAUGCCCUUCCUGCCACGCCAACAGGCUCACUUGGACCCCUGCGGCCCUCGAGAGCAAUCUACGCCUCAACACAAUGACACUUCUUGCUUCCAGGCUGGUGAUUCAAGAGCAAAUGAGCACCUGGGCAUGGUAGUCUUGCACACGCUCUUUCUGCGAGAACACAACAGUUUGGUCAAAAGACUUCACAGACUCAACCCCCACUGGAGUCCAGACACCCUCUAUCAGGAGGCCCGAAAGAUCAUCGGAGCCACGCACCAGAUCAUAACAUGGGAGCAUUACCUGCCACGUGUCCUCGGAGAGACCGCCAUGUCCAAGCAUAUGUCGUCCUACAAGGGUUAUGACAAUAACACGGAUCCCAGCAUAGCCAACGUAUUUGCCACUGCCGCUUUUCGCUUUGCUCACGUUACCGUGCAGCCGGUUGUGUCCAGACUGGGGCCAGGGUACACCCCUAACUCCCAGCAUCCAUCACUUCCUCUGCAUCAUUCGCUGUUUGCCUCGUGGAGGGUUGUCCAAGAGGGUGGUAUUGAUCCAGUCCUGCGUGGCCUUUUGUUGUCUCCUGCAAAGCUACAGACCCCAGGUCAGAUGAUGGUGGCGGAGCUAACUGAGCGUUUAUUUCAGGCUCAAGGAGGGAUGCCUCUGGACCUGGGGGCCCUCAACCUUCAGAGGGGCCGGGACCAUGGCCUACCAGGCUACAGUUCAUGGCGGAAGUUCUGUGGGCUCUCUGUGCCCAACACAACAGCCGAACUUGCAGAAAUUCUCAGUAACCCGACACUAGCUCACAAGUUCCAGCAACUGUAUGGGACACCCCACAACAUUGAUGUGUGGUUGGGGGCCAUUUCUGAACCAGCUCUACCCGGUGGCCGAGUGGGACCGCUGCUGUCUUGUCUACUGGCCAGACAGUUCCAAGCCCUUAGAGAUGGAGACAGGUUUUGGUGGGAGAAGGAGGGAAUAUUCACCAGCUCACAGAGGACACACCUCCAUUCCGUGUCUCUAUCCCGAAUCAUUUGUGACAACAGUCACAUCACCCACGUACCCAAAGACCCAUUCUCACGCACAGAGAGCCCUGGGACCAUGCUGGCCUGCUCCAGCCCCCUCAUCCCCCACCUCGACCUCAGCCCGUGGAAGGAACCGCACUCUGGUAAGAAAAACCACAGUCACAGGGGUGUCCAUCAGACUUUGAUGAGCGUCUCACCCUUUCCCCAAGAUCCAAACUGUGGACCCAUACCCAGAAUUCAGUCAGGCUACUCUCUACUGUGCGAGCCUGUGAUCAUGUACGAAUGUCAGCCUGGUUUCAAGCUGCAAGGUUCUCCAACCAUCAGUUGUGAUGUCCACAGUCUGCAGUGGAGCUCACCGCCUCCCACAUGCCAUGAUAUCAAUGAAUGUGAACAACAAAUUCCUGUUUGUCCACAAAAUAUGGAUUGUCUCAACUUGCCAGGUUCCUUUUCCUGCUCAGAGCUUUCCCAACCAUCCACUGUGUCAGUUGUGACUGCAGCCAUAGUCGUGAUAGGUGGUGUGGUCGGAUUACUGAUCAUAAUUAGCCGUUUUAAAGGGUAUUUUCCCAGCAAAGAUGCUCUUGUCUGCGCUGGACAUUGCCAAGGGAAAACUUAAACAACAAUUUAAACAAUGUUGGGAAAUGAAUUAAGCUCUUUUUAGUAGUGGACGGAGGUGGCAGUCUGAGUUGGGAUCAAUUUAAGUCUCAAGUCUCAAUCUCAAGUAAAAAAUGUGGAGAUCCAAGUCACGUCUUGUGUCAGGUUGAGUCAAGUCUAAAGUCAUAGGCUUGAAUCUUUUGAGUCCUUCAACUCAUUAGCACUUUGUAACAAUAUACUGUAUAUAAAAUUUGAAAAACACAAUUUAAAAAUGUUGCAUUUUUUAUUUUUGUGGAAUAAGACCAGUGUGGUAAGACUUAAAGGGGAACUAUUGUGCUCAUUUUCUGUCCCUUUGUAUUGAGUUGUGGACUCCUGUAGAGCAGCUACACACAAUAGCCAGCACAGAAAAUGGUCUGUUUUCUGGAAUUGUAAACAAAUGUGGCUUUCCCUUACGAAGCAAUGCUAGCAAACAGCUUGGCGAUUGGUAGGUGGGAGAGCAGAGCUUGGGGGAGGGCAAAGAGCUUGUCUAGCUUACAGCCAUGCCCGUAUAAAGAGGUCCGCUCCUCUGUGACAUCACAAAGGUGCAGUUUUACCACACCUUCUGAAAUUUAGUGUUUUGAUCCAUCCCAAACUUCUUUCAGGGCUCACUUCCAAAUGCGCAAACCUCAUUAACUGAAAUUUUGGCAUAAUUUAAAAGGGGACCCAUAAUGCUUUUUCCACUUUUCUGACCUAUUAAAGCAGUUAGAAUAUUGUAUUUUCUUGUUAAACAAAUAAGUUUAGGAUAGCUCAAAAUGCUCGGUUUCAAAAGGCGCGGUAAAACUGCCCCUUUGUGAUGUAAAAAAUACAACAUUCUUACUAUUAGACUAAGAAAUUUGAAAAAAGCAUAAUGGGUCUCCUUUAACUCGGAAGAAAGUGCUGGUAUAGGAUUUAUGUAAUCCACACGAUUGUUUGUUCUUAAACCUACAGUAACUGGAUGUUAAUAGAUACAUUCAAUGAGUCAGAUUCAAAGAGAAAAUAUGUUGUUGAAAAUUACAAUCACAAUGAUCACGAAUUGAAUACUUUGAAUGGGGGCGCAUUUAACGGAACACAUUCACUGAAAAGCUCAAGUAUUUACAUGUCGUCAGACCACAAUCCCACUUAAGCCCCACAUCAAUGAUGUCAAGAUCCGAAUCAAAUUGCAAAUCUUCGAUGAUAUUGUCCCGAUGAGUCCGAAGUCAUAAUUGCGAAUGUAAUGGAAACCGUAACAAGAACCAGCAUGUUGAUAUUUCUAGUUCAAAAUGAGUAUCAAAGAACAAGGUCAUGUUAUGUCCUUUGUGCUGUGUAUUAUGUCACCAACCCGUCUCACUGUACUACAAAUUAAUAUGACUUACUGAAACUGAGGUCUACUACAAGCUGUAUUGUGAGGUCUGUGAAGAAUGAACAAGCUUAGAAAGGUAUUUUCAAGCCGGAAACCACAGGCUUACAGGAAUGUCCGAAUGCUCCGAAAACACAUUUUCAUUCCAUAAAGCCCUGUGAGUUGGAUAUGGCCUCAAUGUUUGUUCAGUAUCCCGGUGUUGAAUUCCUUUAUACAAACCUGUAAAACAACAUGGGUGUGUCUUUGUGUUUUAUGUCACUGUACACAGGCCAUUCACGGUGUUGACGUCAAGGUCACUGGAAAAUAUUUACCAAGAAGUAACACGAUUUAUGA
Molecule: messenger RNA, 4335 nt
Organism: Doryrhamphus excisus (bluestripe pipefish)
Lineage: Eukaryota; Metazoa; Chordata; Actinopteri; Syngnathiformes; Syngnathidae
Source: RefSeq, a predicted model, not a curated record